Messenger RNA from Pseudophryne corroboree (corroboree frog), 2343 nucleotides. It is a transcript of the gene ASPHD2, whose product is annotated as aspartate beta-hydroxylase domain containing 2. The transcript is spliced from 4 exons. The coding region runs from base 325 to 1500 and encodes 391 amino acids. Gene Ontology annotation, cellular component: membrane. The record is from RefSeq and is a predicted model, not a curated record. NCBI's taxonomy places the organism in Eukaryota, Metazoa, Chordata, Amphibia, Anura, Myobatrachidae.
AAUAUUAUCAGUCUGGUCUCUUCUAAAACCCCUGUGUUUAUUUAAAUAUUUCUGCUUAUGCCAACUAUGAAAAAAAAUCUUAAGUAUUUAAAACGAAAUCAUUGUGUAGGAAUCGGAAGCAGCUGCAGAAUGAUAGACAGAUCUAGACAGCCUGCGUUCUUCAUCAGAAUGACUUCUCCUCUGUGUAUAGCAGUAAAGCCAGUAAUGACACAUUGCUACGUCCUGUACAAAACCAGACCCCGGAAAUCCGUAUGGUCACAUGUGUUUCUAUGCUCUUCUAGAUGUCAGCGCCAAACCCUCCGUAGCGACUAAUACAUUGCUUAGAUGUCUAAAGAGAACAGGCAGGAUCAUGUUGUCUUGUUCACCAAUUCAUCCAUAUUAACCUGCAUGGUGUGGGCCCCUCCUAGAACUUCCAGUCCUUGUUGCAUUGCAUCGUCUUAUAAUCCGGACAGCAGCUGGAUAAAAAUGUCUGCAGAGUGGUUGACUGACUGGACCUGUUUGCUGAAAGGACUUCGCGACCUGAUUGCUGGCUGCAUCCAAGCUGUGCGUGACUGCAAUACCCUUGCACUUACCUCCGUUAUCUGUCUUCUACUGUUGUUUGCAUGGUAUUGUUAUAGAGUUGGUAAGGACCAACCCCGUUCUCCCUUUGCCACUGUUAAUUUACUCAUCCAGAAUUCAGAUGCCAAAGGCUUGCAGAAUGGGUUUGCUUAUUGCCACUCGCGUGAGUGCGUACGCUGUACCCAUAACGAUGUACUGAACCAAAAACUCUAUCACAAUCUGCAGGAAUACGCAAAAAGGUACUCCUGGUCUGGCAUGGGCAGAAUUCACAAAGGCAUCCGUGAACAAGGUCGUUAUCUAAAUGACAGGCCAUCCAUACAAAAGCCAGAGGUUUUCUUUCUUCCUGAUUUACCUACUAUGCCAUAUUUUACACGGGAUGCUCAAAAGCAUGACGUGGAACUGCUAGAACAGAACUUUGCCACCAUCCUUAGUGAGUUUGAAGUCCUCUACAAGGCUUUUUCAAACUGCAGCUUGCCCCUAGGGUGGAAAGUAAACAGUACGCCAACUGGGGAAUGGUUCACAUUUUAUUUGGUCAACCAAGGUGUGUGCAUACCUUCCAAUUGCAAGAAAUGCCCACGGACGUAUCGUUUGCUUGGAAGCCUCCGUACCUUCAUUGGCAACAAUGUGUUUGGGAAUGCUUGUAUAUCUGUGCUUACUCCGGGAACAGUCAUCACAGAGCACUAUGGGCCCACCAACAUCAGGAUAAGAUGCCAUCUGGGUCUGCGAAUCCCAGCUAACUGUGAGCUUGUGGUAGGGGGAGAACCACAGUGUUGGGCAGAAGGACAUUGCCUUCUCUUUGAUGACUCCUUCCUGCACACUGCGUUUCAUGAAGGUUCAGCUGAGGAAGGACCUCGAGUGAUUUUCAUGGUUGAUCUGUGGCACCCCAACGUGGCAGCAGCUGAGCGCCAAGCCCUGGAUUCUAUAUUUGCACCUGGACGCUGAGUCAGUUACACCAAUCUUGCAACCAAACAUCUAUGCUCAUGGGAUAUUGCCUCAAAAAAAAAGCUUGUCUCUAACAAAACCCAUUCUGUGUAUAUGAACUACAUCUUAUGUUACCUAUUUACCAUUGGCUUCUCCAUAGGGUUAUAUUGUAGAAACUAUGUGAUGAGGAAUCAUAUGCAUCAGCCAACGUGCAAUUCUCUGGCAUGAAAGAGCAAUGAACGCUACUUAACAGAGGAGAGCACUUGAUAUGGUUGCUAAAGACUCCUGGUGCCAUAUUUAAUAAACAGCACAAAACAACCUUCAGCUUAAAUGCUUAUUGUUUAAUGAGGCAGAAGCUGGGAGAAAAGCUAUAGGCACAUAUAGUGUCAUUCAGGGAAUGGCUGGGAAGGUUCCACAACGUUCCCUUUUGUUGUCCCCUUAAUAAAGGUUAGCAAGGACUGUAUUAUGUCACAUUCAGCUAAUGCCAUAUUUUCACCCACGACUAGAAUGCAGCACUGCUAUAGUAUGUUUCAUGUUGCUACUGUAUAUUUAUACAACUCUGAAAUACACAUUUGGGGAAGACCUAAAGCAAUGUAUUUUUGACAUGAAGACCAGGUUCACUUCAAAACUGAUCAGCCAUGUAGUAUUACCUUCUAGCUGUCACCGACAUGUUGGGUUGAUUCCGCCCUCAGCUCAGCCGUGACUAUAGAAAACAAAUGAAUAAGGUAUUUUUUAAACAAGCUUCAGUACUCCAUUAUAUGACAAUUGUAUACAAUAUAAAGAUCUUUUGAAUGCAGUUGAUAACAUUUAACUCAUAAAAAUCAAAUAAAUAAGUGGACUUUUCUUCACUGGUCCAAAUUUCUA